GAAUGUGGCCAGAUUCAGCUGCCCAUCGAGCGAAAGCAGUGCCACCGCACGCAUCUGGCUGAGCAGUGUGACCUCCCGCCCGUAGAGUGCCACAGCAUCACGCAUGCUGAAGCACGGCUCGUCGGCGGUCUCGUGGGCGCGACGGAACUCGACGGCGGCAGGACUGGCCGAGUCGGACACCCACGUUGCGAUCGCGCACUCGCGAGCGCGGACGUAUCGAGGCGUCUUGCAGCGUGCGAGCAGGCCAAUGCCGCCCGACGCCACGCUCUCGCUGCGCGUGAACAUUGCGCAAUGGUCGAUGAAGAGCGCCGAGGCCACGGCCGCCGGACGCCCAGUGCACUACGUGGGCAUGGACCCCGGGAUCAACAACGUGAUCACGGCGGCGCGCGUCUUUGACCUCAAGGAGGGCACGCUGUACACGCUGCCCGGUCAGCAGACGCACCCGGACGGCCGCAAGCCCAUCACAGACGCAGAGCGCCAGGACGCCGGGCUGCCGGCGCUCGACCCGAGCAAGAACGGCCGCACGACGCGCGACCCGCUCUUCCGUGCAACUCAGGCGGACACGGAGGAGUACGGGCGCAUCCAAGCCAUCGCACUCACCAAGGGCACGCUCGACGAAGAAGCCAACCGGAUCAGCGCCAAGAUCCAGAUGCUCGAGGCAGAGCACGAGCUGCCCGACACGGCGGAUCCCGGCACGCGCGAGCGACACAAGGCGGCGUUCAACCAGCGGCCCGAUGUCAGCGCACUGCGCGACCUGCGGAUGGUGGUGCAGGUGCGGCAGCGCAACCUUGCCGUCAUGGCCAUUCUCGAGUGGCUGCUGAUGCGCGAGGGCGGAGUGAUGGCGGAACGCCAUCAGGGAUGGAGCAGGGACGGCGCGCUGGUGGUGGUCAACAUUGGCAACUGGCAGUCCGUCAGGCGCGUCGGACUCCCGGCGCAGUGCAGCAGCGAGAUUCUGCGGCGGUGCACGGCGCUCACCGAGAUCCACGGCCUCCCCAUCGUGUGGCGCCUGCAGGACGAGUACCUCACAUCGUCGGUGUGCCCGGCCGGCUGCCUCUCAAAGGACGGCGCGCGCGUUGACGGCAAGGCUAAUCCGCAGGGCACGUCUCAGCGGGUGGCGGCGCUGCGCAAGUGCUAUGGCAACACUCCCCUGCGCGACGUCAAGUACUGCCCCUGCUGCGACCGCGUCUUUGCGCGAGACGUGCUGGGCGCGCUCAACAUCCGAGCUGCGGGCAUGCACGAGCUGGCGUACAACACAGGGGCCUGGAGGCUGCGCAGAGCAGAGUCGGAGAGCAUAGCGGCGCCUGCACCCCACACGGGGCGAGGCACGCGUGCCGCCGCUGGCUCGUAGUGAAGACCUACAGUUUGUGCAUAAACCCACGAACCUGGGCGGUUCUUGCAAGGUUUCGGCAAACUUCGGUUGACGGGCCUGUGUGGGAACGACACCCCAAUCAGAGACGCCAUGUACAUU
Messenger RNA from Tilletiopsis washingtonensis, 1468 nucleotides. RefSeq lists its product as hypothetical. The record is from RefSeq and is a predicted model, not a curated record. The transcript is spliced from 3 exons. Lineage: Eukaryota; Fungi; Basidiomycota; Exobasidiomycetes; Entylomatales. The coding region runs from base 104 to 1348 and encodes 414 amino acids.